Messenger RNA from Durusdinium trenchii, 1407 nucleotides. NCBI's taxonomy places the organism in Eukaryota, Dinophyceae, Suessiales, Symbiodiniaceae. The record is from the annotation of a GenBank genome assembly.
AUGCUGCGGCAUUGGGGCACCAUGGCGAAGGUCUGUGAGGAGGCGCUUCCUUUGCAUGCCGCGCUGAACGCAUGGCUGUACACCGAUGUCCCGGGCGGCGACCUGUUGUCACUCGGGCGGCACCGACGAGGGCGGCCCCAGAGCUGCAGAUCGGUUGGGAGGCUAAGCUUUUGGGGACAGAAAACCGAAAAACGCCCGUCCUUUUGCGCAGUUGCGCGCCUGGUUGGCAGCGGUCUUUUACCUGAGCAGAACGCCACAGGCCUAGCGUCUCUCGGGCGUCUCUCGCGGACUGCUCCGGAGCUGAGGCUGGAUGACGUGCUCCUGUCCAUCUCGUGGCACCGGCUCCUCUUUUCAGGUGGCAGAUCUUUGGCUUUGGGCAACCAGGCUGGCCCCUGCUUGCAGUACUGCAUCGUCUUCAAGAAGCAUAUGUGCGAGAGGUAUGCCUAUGCGAUCCCCAGCCUCGCUGAGCCCGAGAGCGUGUGGGUCUGCGUGCGCCGGACGGCGGAUGUGGUCGACGAGCGCUGGCGCAUGAAGGGUUCCUUCCCAGACUGUGGACAUAUCGUCCGCGCGAUGCGCGAGCUGCGCUCGCAGUUGCCACUGGGCGUCGGUUUCAGUGCGAAUCUGGGCGGCUGCACCCUGAUGAUGGGUAAAGAUGGUCACCAAGUCUUGGCCAUCGAGGUGGUGCCGAUCUUGGCGAAGCUGCUGGAAGCCUCUGUGCGACGCAACGGUCUCAAAUCUGUGGAGGUCUUGCAGGUGGCGGUCGCCGCCGCGGACGGCCUGCGCGGCGCGCUGCACUGCUCGGAGGGGCACAGCGCGAUCUGCCGCGUGCGCGAGAUCGAGCCGCUCGGAGCGGCGGAGCGGAUGAGCGAGUUCGGUGGGGAGACGGAACGAAGGUGGAAGGUUGAAGAGCCAAGACGUUGGACGCCGGUUGCACAUCUGAACCGAAUUGCUGUAGACUUGGGGUUCAGCGGACGACCCACUUCUGCGGAGGAACCUUCAAUGUCGUUGGACACGAUCCUGGCGGCGCGGAGCUUGGCUCCCUGCGCGGUCAAGAUCGAUGUCGAGGGCAGCGAGCUGGAAGUGUUGAAAGGCGCUCAGCAGACCUUGCAGUUCCAUCCAAACCUCUUUCUGGAGCUCCACCCUUACGAGCUUCGCGAGCGUGGCAGCUCCAGCUCUGAGAUCUUCGAUCUCCUGAUCGCGAACGGCUACGACAUGUUUGAGAGCCCAAGCUGCCAAGACGCUCCUUUGGAUGGACGGGAUCUUUGGCGAGGGAACGGCACCUACUUCAAUGUUCACUGGGCCAAUGCAGAGCCCCUGCCGCGGACUCGCCUACCAGUGAUUCCAGAUCACUGUGCGUGUGUGUCUUGGCAUGUGAUGAGAGGACAUGAACAUGGAGGGACAGACUGA